AUGACAUCACCCACCUGGGAGGCGUGGUCAGCGCCAAGCCACGCCCCCAGAGGCGGAGAUUGGGGCACACGGCUUUCGGACCUCUUGCGGGGGUGGGGGGGGAGUGACCCUUUUUUGGGGAGGGGGACACCCCCGGGCCCCUUUCCUCGGGGGGAUCCGUUUUUGGGGAGGGGUCUCACGCCCCCCCCAGGCGCGGGGGCUCUGACGCUGCUGCUGCCGCUGGGGCUGGUGGGGGUGGUCAGCGCCUGCGUGGGGGAGGGGCAGGGCUGGGGGACCCCCACCCUGGCCCUGCCCACCCCCCCCGCCCUGGCGCUCGUCCUCGCCUGGGUGGGCGCCCACGGGCUGGGGAGCUGCUGCGGACCCCCGAGGAGCCCCGGUGACACCCCUGGAGCCCUGCGGGACCUCGGCUGGCUCCUGGCGCUGGGGGGGGCGCUGGGGGGGGCUCUGGCCCUGGGGGUCCCCCUGCCCCCCCUCUGCCCCCUCCUCCCCCCGCUGGCGGCGGCCGCGUCCAGCGUGGCCUUCGGCCUCGGGCUCCUCAUCCUCGCACGGCGGCGGCUGCGGGGGGGGGGCACCGGACCCCUCGUGUACGAAUUCUUCGUGGGGGGAGAACCGGGGUCCCCCCUGGAGCCCCCCGAGAGUCUCCACUGGGAGCGGGUCGGGCUCUGCGCCUGGCUGCUGGUGCUGGCGGCAGCUCUGGGGGAGCAGCAGCGGCUUUGGGGGUCCCCGUCGCUGCCCCUCGCGCUGGUGGCGGCCGCUCAGAGUGUCCCGGUGCUGCGGCGCCUCAGGGAGCUGAGCAGGAACUGCCCCCCCAGUCCCGGGGGGUUCCUCGGAGUGUUCGGGGCUCUGGCCUGGGGCCCUUUUGGGGGUCCCCUCCCGGCUCUGCUGCUGCUGCAAAGACCCCAAAACAGGCUGGGGGGAGCCGGGGGGGCUGCCUGUGGGGGGCUCUACGCCCUGGGGCUGUGGAUCUUCCACGGUGCCACCACCCAGAGGAGCCUCUUCAGCCGCGACCCCCGAGACCCUCGAGUGGCCGGUCUCCCCACAGUCCCCACGGCCACGGGGCAGGUGCUGCUGGCGGGGGGCUGGUGGGGGCUGGUGCGACGCCCCGAUGACCUCGGGGAGCUGCUGAUGGCCUUGGGCUGGACCCUCCCCUGCGGGCUGUCCCCACCGCUGCUGCUGCUCCUGGCAGGGGCCGCGCUCCGCGAGCUCCGAGCGCUGGUGGGGGAGCGGCGGCAGCGGCGCCGCUUUGGGGGGGCCUGGGGGGGCCUGUGCCAGCGUGUCCCCCACCGGCUGCUGCCCCUCGUCUACUGAGACCCCCCUGCGACCCCCGAGAGACUCCUUGGGACCCUCCUGGGAUGCUCCACGUUGCCUGUGGAACGCCCAAGCCCACCCCCCCAUCUACCGCGGCGCCUUCGGGACCCCCCCAAACUCCCACCCCCAAAUUUACUGACACCCCCAAAUUUACUGACCUCUCAAAACAACUGAGGGACCCCCCUGGGACGCCCCCAGCUGCUGAGGGCCCCCCGGGUCACAGGGGCUUUCACAGCCCCAUUACUGUGGAUAAAGGAAAAAUAAAUCUUGUAAUAGUC
Molecule: messenger RNA, 1586 nt
Organism: Taeniopygia guttata (zebra finch)
Lineage: Eukaryota; Metazoa; Chordata; Aves; Passeriformes; Estrildidae
Source: RefSeq, a predicted model, not a curated record